GAGGAGGGAUUGGCAAUUCCUCCCCGUCCGUCCCGCCCACCCUCCGGGUCCCUCUGCGAAUCAGCGGGAUGCUGUCAGCGCGUCAGUUUCUCUGGCUCCCCUCUGCCAGUCCCAAGCGCGUCUCUUAUCAAAGAAACACACCAACUGCAUUGAAUCAUAUCAUUAUCAUGGGGACUGUUUGUUUUUCAUGGCACUUUUGUUUGUUUUUCGCUCUCUUCUACACCGGCAGGUUUGCGGGAGGCAAUGGGGUCCCAGAUGCUGAUGAAUGUGCCGAAGGGACAGACGAUUGCCACAUUGAUGCAAUAUGUCAAAAUACACCUAAAUCCUACAAAUGCAUCUGUAAACCAGGUUAUAAAGGAGAAGGGAAACAAUGUGAAGACAUUGACGAGUGUGAAAAUGACUUCUACAAUGGGGGUUGUGUCCAUGAAUGCAUCAACAUUCCAGGCAACUACAGGUGUACAUGCUAUGAUGGGUUCAUGUUGGCUCAUGACGGUCACAACUGUCUUGACGUUGAUGAGUGUCUGGAUAACAAUGGAGGAUGCCAACAGAUUUGUGUGAACACAAUGGGCAGCUAUGAGUGUCAAUGCAAGGAGGGUUUUUUCCUGAGUGAUAACCAGCACACCUGUAUUCACCGCUCCAAUGAGGGUAUGAACUGUAUGAACAAAGAUCACGGGUGUGCACAUAUCUGCCGGGAGACGCCCAAAGGUGGGGUUGCCUGUGAAUGUAGGCCUGGCUUUGAGCUUGCCAAAAACCAGAAGGACUGCAAAUUAACCUGUAACUAUGGAAAUGGAGGCUGCCAACACACCUGUGAUGACACAGAUACUGGUCCUGUGUGUGGUUGUCAUCAGAAGUAUGCCCUGCACUCAGAUGGCCGAACAUGCAUCGAGAAGGAUGAGGCUGCAAUUGAGAGUUCUGAGUACAAUGCCACGUCAGUAGCUGAUGUGGACAAGAGGGUGAAACGGCGGCUACUUAUGGAAACAUGUGCUGUCAAUAAUGGAGGCUGUGAUCGUACUUGCAAGGAUACGGCAACAGGGGUACGUUGCAGUUGCCCAGUUGGAUUUACCCUGCAGCCUGAUGGGAAAACAUGCAAAGACAUUGAUGAGUGCUUGGUAAACAAUGGUGGCUGUGACCAUUUCUGCCGAAACACUGUUGGUAGCUUUGAAUGCAGCUGCCAGAAGGGCUAUAAACUACUAACAGAUGAACGAACCUGCCAAGAUAUAGAUGAGUGCUCAUUCGAAAGGACUUGUGACCAGACCUGCAUCAACUACCCAGGAAGUUUCGAAUGUCUCUGUCACAAAGGCUACACCCUGUACGGCAUGACACACUGUGGAGAUGUCGAUGAAUGUAGCAUCAACAACGGUAGCUGCGACUAUGGGUGCAUUAAUACAAUGGGGAGCUAUGAGUGCGUCUGUCCACCUGGAAAGAAGCUACACUGGAAUAAAAAGGACUGUGUUGAGAUGGUGAAAUGCCUCCCAAAUGCCAAACCAGCUCCUAAGGCUCAACUCAUCUGUAGUAAAUCAGGAGGAAUAGAGAGCUGCUUUUUGUCAUGCCCUUCCAAGACACUUUUUGUUCCAGAUUCAGAGAAUAGUUACACACUGAGCUGUGGAGUUCCAGUACAGCAAGGCAAAGCCCAGCAGAAACGCAACACAACACUUCCCAGUUGUGCAGAUUCAUUAGCCCCACCAAUCAAGCAGAAAGCUCGCUUUAAAAUUAAAGAUGCAAAGUGCCAUUUACGGCCUCGCAGCAAAGAAAAGAUUAAAGACAUUGGCAAGCCAACUAUUAUAGGAGGUCAAUUCCCUUGUACAGACAACUGCCAGGUGACCUUUGUGAACCUCAAGUGUGAUUCCUCCAAGAAAAAGCGUCGGGGCCGCAAGUCACCAUCGAAAGAAGUGUCCCAUAUCACUGCCGAAUUCGAAGUGGAGAUGAAGUCUGAGGAAGUCUCAGACACCUGUAACCUUGACUGUGUGCGGAAAAGGAUGGAGCAGAAGCUGCAAACUGCAAUCAAAACAUUGAGAAAAUCUAUUAACAAACAGCAAUUUUACAUUCAGUUUUCUGGGACAGAGUACGAAGUGGCUCAUAAGCCAGCUAAGGCUACUGAAGGACAUGAAGCAUGCAGUACAGGGCAAGUGCUGCAGGAUGGAAAAUGUGUUACCUGCAGCAUGGGAACCUAUUACAGUGGAGAACAUAAUCAGUGCCUUCCUUGCUCACCAGGAACAUACCAAGACACAGAAGGUCAACUUUCUUGUGAACCUUGCCCAAGUAACGACGGACAGGGAAUAGCAGGCGCACGGAAUGUGUCAGAAUGUGGAGGGCAGUGUUCUCCUGGGUAUUUCUCUUCAGAUGGCUUUAAACCUUGUAGAGUGUGCUCUCUUGGUACAUAUCAGCCUGAGCCAGGCAGGACCCUUUGCUUUCCAUGUGGCGGUGGACUGGUGACAAAAUAUGAAGGUGCUGUUUCAUUUCAGGACUGUGAAACAAAAGUUCAUUGUUCUCCUGGCCACUACUACAAUUCCACAACACACAGAUGUAUCAGAUGUCCUGUUGGAACCUACCAGCCUGAAUUUGGUCAAAAUUACUGCAUUAGCUGCCCUGGGAAUACAAGUACAGAUUUUGAUGGCUCAACUAAUGUUACACACUGUAAAAACCAGCAUUGUGGAGGGGAACUUGGAGAUUAUACCGGCUAUAUCGAGUCUCCCAAUUACCCUGGUGAUUACCCAGCUAAUGUUGAAUGCAUUUGGAAUAUAAAUCCACCCCCGAAGAGGCGAAUACUCAUUGUGGUUCCUGAGAUAUUUCUUCCAAUUGAAGAUGAGUGUGGUGAUGUUUUAGUAAUGAGAAAAAGUGCCUCCCCUACGUCAAUUACCACAUAUGAAACAUGUCAGACUUAUGAGAGACCAAUAGCAUUUACCUCCAGAUCACGAAAGCUAUGGAUUCAGUUCAAAUCAAAUGAGGGAAACAGUGGCAAAGGAUUUCAAGUCCCAUAUGUGACAUACGAUGAGGAUUACCAACAGCUGAUAGAAGACAUUGUUCGAGAUGGACGAUUAUAUGCAUCAGAAAAUCAUCAAGAAAUUCUAAAAGACAAGAAAUUGAUCAAAGCCCUCUUUGAUGUAUUGGCACAUCCUCAAAACUAUUUCAAGUACACAGCACAAGAGUCAAAGGAGAUGUUCCCACGAUCAUUUAUAAAACUAUUGCGAUCAAAAGUUUCCAGAUUUCUACGACCAUACAAAUAGCUUCCUAGUGAUAUUCAAUUUGGGGUUAUUUCCUGUCAAAUAUUGUAUUUUCCUCCACAGUAGAAACAUUUGCUAAUUGGAAGGUUAUUUUUUGGCAGUCUUUACUUUCAAUUAUAUACUGAAGAAUAACUAUAAUGUUUUAUAAUUGUUAAAAGCCAAUAUUCUGAAUGGGAUUUUUACUUCAAAGAAGAAUACUUGUGGAUCCUUGAGUGCAUCUAAUUGAAGAUCCAAAUUUGUGUCUGCACUAGUGUUUCUUCAUGUUUCAUUUGAAAAUGUUUGUUUUAGAAAAUAUAUUUUCUAAGCCUUUUCAUUUUCUAGCAAAAAUAGUUUUCUUCUAAGCAAAGAAGAAACCUGUUCAACCUGGUUAAACAAACUACCUGUUUUGUGAUAGAAAGGAAUAUGUAGCAUAAAUACUAUUUGGAUUUUGAAUUGCACUUGAACUUUAUAUUUGAAAUUUUAGAAGAAAACAAAAAAAAUCUAAAUUUUGUUAUUUCCCAUUUGUGGUUUUGUGGAGACUUUGUUCUAGUAUAAACCAAAAAAAGAAAGGGGAGAAAAAAAAAAAAGGAAAUGGAUGUAUAAUUUUGUUUUAUGGAUUAUACAAGAUUGAAUCCCAUGCCCUAUCUGUUUUAUCUGCCCUAUUGUAGACUUCUUCAAAGGUCUACCACUACCUGUCCUGCUGCAGAUACAGUCAAGGAAUUUUAUAUGCCAUUGGGUCUCUUUGAAGACUUUUACAAUAGAGUGGAUGAGAAACAAAGAAAAAAAAGUAGUCGUCCGUUUUUCUUUUCCUUAUUAGAGCAUCUAAUUAAGUACAAUAUAUAAAUAUAUAAAUAUAUACUUCUAUUUGUGGGUUCAUUAGUAAUAUUAUCUUUAGUUACUGUAAAUAUUACUCAGGCUUAAAUCUCUACUCCCACGCACAGUAUUUACUCGUAUCUAUUUGUGACUUCACUUAGAUGAUUAAAUAACUUCUCCAAGUGCUUGUAACUUCUGUUUAUCCCAAACUGAAGUGUCUUUGAAUUUUAUGAUACAAGAAAAGAAUAACUUUCACUUAGACAGUCUUGUCAAGUAUAAAUUAUUCGGUGGAAGGAUGAGAGAUUUUAGUUCAUGUGAAAAUUCAUUAUUUUGCUACCUACUUUCCAAUAUCUCAUUCAGCAAGUGGUCCUAUUCUUCCUCCUUGUUCAGGUACUCCUUUUGUCAAAAUCAAUGGGAGUUACUCCUGAGAAAGGAGCAAUGAAUAGGACUUCAGGAGAGAUUAACUUUUACAUUAGAUUUGACAUCUCUAAAUCAUUACAGAAAUAUACCUCUUUUGUAUAAGUCAAAUUUCUAAAGGGGAAAAAACAGAAAUAAUUUUUGCAAUCCAUUUUAAAUAUUUUUAAAUUAAUUAAAUAUACACUAGUAGCUGGAUCCUGCAUGCCUUGGGCACCCAAAAUUUCCACUUACUUGAGUAGCAGAUACACACCUAAAACACCCAUUAGCUUCAUAUGAACAUAAGAAAUUGCCAUAGUAUGUCAGAUUAGUGGCCAUCUUCUGACAGCAACAAGAAGGUGCAAGAAUCCUGUCAUCCCCAUCAAUUCGCUGACGUAACAGUGGAUUUUAAUGAGAGAUUGUAUAUUUUUGUUAGCUCCACAGCCACUUCAUUUUUCAGUUUCUUCAGAACUCUUGGAGGGGUACCGUCUGGGGUCUGGUGAUUUGUUUCAUUUACCAGGGAGGUUCACCACCCUCCCCUUUGUCCCUCAUUUUUAUUAUCUAAGGAGAGUAGGUAUCACCCCGACAUCUCUUGUGGUGAAGACUGUGGCAAAUACAUCAUUUAACUUUGCUCUUCCGCUGCUCCCUUAUCUUCCUGGUAAUCCAAAAGACCUAUGAAUUCUCUCAAAGACUUUGUGCUUCUGAUGUAUACUUUAAAGAUGUUUUGCACUAAUUUAUAUGCAUAUAUUUUUAUGUCUGGCUAAUCACUCUUCAAACUCCCAUUUGGCUUUCUUAAUUUCCAAUUUACAUUUUAUCGGCAAUAGUUUCUGUUCCUUUCUCCUGGCUACAGCUGAGCUGGACUGCCAUUUCCUGAAAGAUACCUGUUUGGUUUUAAUCCCUUUUUUAAUCUGGCCAUUUAGCUGUUUGGAGGAGAGGGGAGUUGCCUUCUUUCCUGUUUGUUCUGUUAUAGUGUGCUGAAAAUAGUCUCCAAACUGAUUUUAAGUUCUUUGUUUUUAAUUAAAGGGCCUUUUUGAAUAGCUUCCUCCUUUUUAAGGAAAAUUCUCCUUUCAGAAUUGAAUGUCACUGUGCUAGCUUUUAUAAGAUCUCUUCCUCAAGGGUGGUGAACUUAAUUUUUUAAAUGAUCACUAUUGCCUAGUAGGAGUCCAAGGAUGGGUGUCCCAAGGGAUGUAUGAUCAGUGCUAGGCCUAGUGCAUUUGUAGAAUGGAAAACCAUUUGCUAACUGUAGGGGCGGGGGAGCUAGUAGAAAAUACUUAUAAUUAUACAUAGUUUGUACAAUAAAUUGCAGUGGAUCAUACAAGAAUCUAUGUAGAUCACAAAUAUGAAUGCAUAAAUCUGAAAGCUCAAAGACAACUAGAAAGAAACCUAGUAUUUCAGAGUGAUGUGAACAUUGCAAAGGUGUCCCAGAGAUUAUCCAGAAUGGUUGAAUUGGUCAUCAUUACCGCAAUCCAAUUUAAAGAUAUUGGAAAACUGACUGAAAUUCUCAAAAGAAGACACACAAUUUAAAGAAAUGAAAUAACACCAUCAUUUCCUGAAGGCUGCACAUUGUUCUCUGAACUUUCAAACUGCAUUUCUCAAUUUAAGGAAAUAAGUCUGGGUCUAAUGCUGCGCAGUACUGAAUGUCUCAUGCAGACUAUACGGCACCUAAAACCCCCAUUCAGCAACUCACAGGAUUGGUCCCAACAACACUGUAAAAUAUUACUGGCCUGCAGGGCAAAUAAUCUUUUUUGCAACACAGCACAAGGUAAUUUCCCUUGCAGGUCAGGAAUCCCUUUUCAGUGCAGUAACACUUUUAGGGCUUUCAGUUAAACUGGUAUGAAGCCAGGACAAAGGCUUGUCUACACUAGGGAGUUGCCCUGAUCACAGCCAUUGGUGGCCAGCCAACAGUAUAGCUGCACUAGUGGAAACCACUAGCAGAAGCAAGCUAAACUAUGAUUUGCACUGGUGCAGUUUACCCCAGCUUAAAAUGGCUACGCUACACUAGUGCUUAUUGCAGUUUAACUUGUCUACACUAGAGGUUUGUACUGAUGCACCUACUCUGAUGUCUGGCCACUAACUGCUGCAAUCCCCAGUAUAGACCAGGCCGAGCUCUGAGGAUGCCCUCCAUUACACGGAUGCAACACUCACUGAUUUGUUCCCAGGUAAUAAAGGUAGAAUUUGGGUCAUUGACUGUGCUGUAACCAAGAGAACAAUUUCGCCAUUACAAGUACACAGCUGACAUACUGAAUGUUUCUUGUGCUGUAUAUGUAGAAAAUCAUAUAUUUUAUGUGAUGUUUGUGUUUCCCCGUAGAAAUGUGCCAGGCAGAUGUGCAAAUUUCUAAUGAAAAAAGUUAGCAUCAAGUGAUAGAUAAUAUUGUCUUAGCAGAUUUGGGAUUCUUGUUGUUAAUACAAGCUGGUUUUCAUAAAAAUGCAUAUAAUAUUUCACUUACAUGAUAAAAGUGAAAAUUGCUAUUAAAAAUUCCCAUCCAAAAGUAUGGUAUGAAUUUCAGAGCUGUGUAAGGGCUUUGAAAAACCAAGUUGGUGACUCAUAUUGGCAGAAACUGUCAUUCAUCAAAUAGAAUAUGGUGCCACAUUAAUGUGAGUUGGGCUUCUGAUUUGUGAAUGAUUGUAUUUUCAUUAACAGCAGUCACAGACUGAUAUGGCAGUUUGUCAGAACAUGUCACCAUUCAGUAACAGCAACAGAGCAAGAAAUGGCUUGUUUUGUAGGUGGAGAUAAGCUAUCAAACUUCGGAGACUCAAAGCACGUGGGAGAAAUAGGGACAUUAAUAAUGCUUCCCUCUUUGUGAGAGAGGCACCUUCAUGAUACCAAAAAAUAAGAGAUUCAAAAUUGCAGGUUGCAGGUGUGAAAAAAAUGGUAGAUCUUACCUAAAUAGAGAAUAUUGCAUCUAUAUCUAGUGCGGCAAAUGAUCUCCCAUUUAUGGCUUCACGUGUUACUACAGGGCGAUUGAAAACUGUAUUAAUUUGUGAUGGCCUAAUUCCAUAUCCACAAAUGACCUUUUUUUGUUCGAUUUGAAAAUGUUCUUAUGUUUAAAAGCUGAACACCAGUAGCACUUAUUUUUUAAAUCUCUCCUUCUACCCUAAAUUCUGCACUUAUUGUUUGAGAGAGAUGGUAAUGAAUCAUCCCUAAAUAUUCUUCAUCUCCCACAAAAACAACAGACUGAAUAUAUUUUCUGUGAUCUUGUAGUCUGCAAUAAUUAGAAGUUGCUUGAUAAUAAUGCCAAAAUCAUCACAUUCACUAAUUGUUAAUAACUGUUAUGGGGUAGGCAUGUGGGUUUCAUUUGAGCACAGCCAGAAACAGGGCACUGAAUUCAAUGGGCCAGAUCCUCAGCUGAGUAUUGCCUUCAAUGGAGUUACGACAAUUUAAACCAGCUGAGGAGCUAACUCAGUAAGACUGAAUUUUUAACUUUUGAUAUAUUCUUUCAUCCUACCAUCUUUCCCUACAUUCCUCCCUCUGUUGUACACAAAUGAUCUCUAAAACACUUUCUCUUUUUGCCUUAUCUUUGUGUUUUGUUUUGUUUUGCCCCAGAGAGUAAAGUCAAAGCACUCUAUGGUAUAAUUAUUGGAGAUGAGCCCAAAUCACGAGAACACCCGCAAACUUUGUGGAAGUGUUAAAUCUGAAGCUGGCUCAGUAAUUUGCCACUCGUUCCAAACCCUCUGACAGGUCUGAAGCAAAGCCCUGUAUUUGAACUUCCCAAACUUUAGGAAGUUUUGAAUCCAGAUCUGGACAUUAUGCCUGCUGCAUAUGUCCAGUAAUUCUGUUUCUAUGGGAAUGAUUGUGCUAUCAGAAGAUGAUGUACUUUUAUUUAUUAACUCUGUCAUAUAUCUUCUCUAGGCAUGGAAAAUCAUAACGUAAAAAGUCUAUUCUCCAUGGGCUGACAGACUGUACAUCCAAAAGGCUGUUAGUGAGUCCUUAACAACUGAAGUGGGUUGGCAGAAAGAAUUGAGGAGCUUUAAGUGAAAAGCAUCCUGUUCUUACACUGAAUCUUAAAAGGAGGGAGAGCCAUAUGCUGCAUCCAUGAAAUUCUUCAGUAAUUUAGUUCAUUUAUCCCAGCUGCCACAGUGGAUGCUAAUCUUCCCUCAUUGGUGAGACAAUUGUUGGAAAAUAGGUCUAUCUUCCAAACCUUGAAAUUUAAACAGGAUCAAAGCUAUUUCUAUGAGCUACAAAAGAAUGUUCUGCGAAUCUUUGAAUGUAAUAUAUAGAAUGAUACAAUACUGAAGAGAGGAACUAUAAAAAGGCACUGGCCCUGAUUCUUCUCUCACACCAAUUUUACACCAGAGUAACUUCACUGACUUAGUGCAUUUACUCCUGUUUUACACUGGCUUAAGCGAGAGGAGAAUUGGGCCCAGAGUUUUCAGAGAGUCUGCAGUUUGAUUUAUUAGAUGGCUUCUGAUAAGCACGAUUGAUUUUUCAGUCCUAUGUCAUACAAGUAGGACUACAAAGAAGAGAUUUUGAUCCAAUGUGGGCAAAUUAUCCAAAAUUAAACUUCCAAACUAGAAAGGCUCCCUUGUUAAUUUACCCAGCAUAUUUGAAUUUAUUAUUUCAACCAUUUUUAUAAAUAAACCAGGAUUAACUAUUGUGGAUAUCUACCUUCAAAAUAAUCUUUCAGAGUGAAAGCAGCAUUGUGAUUCAUAGUCUACUAGAACUGCUACAUCAACUGGUCUUUGACUUUACUGAUGUCUGGAUUCUGACUAACUUUUAAUGCUCUUUAAAAAAAAAUCUGGGAUGAAAUCCUGACCCCAUUGAAGUCAAUGGCAAAGCUCCCAUUGACUUCAGUGGAGCUAAAGAGCCGGACCUACGAAUACGAUUACACAUAUUGGUGUGAUGGUUUCGUCUAACUGCUGUUUCUUUCUUUAGUUUAAACUAUCAUUUGAUGGGAAUGUCAGUAACUGGGAAAGUUCUAUAGAAUCUCAGCACGUUGAGACUUUUGAUACUUAUUUAGAUAGUUUUCUAGGAUGAGAGAAUGUUGUGAGCACUUGAAAAAAAAUGAAAGACUUUUGUCUUCCACUAGAAUUGUUUUAGGAAGAAGGGAAAUUACUGUAAAAUAAUAUGACCUUAUUCCUCAGUUUUGGGCUUGGAUGCAAAAGCAAUCUCUCUCUCUUUAUCAUCACACUUUCCAUUAGAACAGAAAUGUACAGGAAGAUUAACUCUUUAAGGCAAAGAAUUGUUAUCUAAGUAUCUGAAUAUAUACAAUUCCAGUUUACUAUUUCAUUUAUUUAUUCUGUUUCUACAAUUAGUUAUUAAUCUAUAAAAUUAAUGUGUAAUAUACAACAAUAAAAAUGUACAGUGGCACCUUUCGAUGUAAUAAUUUAAACCAUCUGUAUUCAGAAUGCUGAGAUAACAAGUUUAAAUACAUACGAACUUUUGCAGUUGGGUUUCAACUUUUGCUUAUGUAUGGCACUGAUUCUACUUUUAAAGACAAUAACUCUAAGUACUAUUCUAUGGCAUUUUAGGAAUAUUCAGUGCAUUGUAUUUUAAAUGACUGUAGUAAAGAAGUAACUUUAAUUUAACACUUGCAUUGUUUUCAUUCGGUGACUGUAGCUUUAUACUUCCACAGCAUACCCAGAAAUGUGUACUCUAAGAAAUACAGCUGAAUUACUUAUCACUAAUUAAUCUUCCGCAUUCAGGAAAACAACAAACAGCUCUGUUUAACAAAAUUUUAUUUUAAUGAAACAUCUUGUCUUUUUAGAGGGUUUUUAUUGUUUUUCUUUUUAACAUUUUUUUAAUUAAAAUUAUUUUGUAAAUAUGUUUUUUCUGCAUUUUAUACCUUAGAAAUACUGCUAGUUUGCAUUGACAGCAGUCGUUACUGAAAUGUGAUGAUUAAAAAGUUACAUUAGGGCCCGGGUUGCAUUUAGUCAGUUGCAAGAUUCAUUUCUAUGGUUAGUCCUGUUAUUCCUGCAGUCUCCCUGGGAUCAUAACAAAGGUUUUCUCGGGCAGUAUAGCCUUCUAGUUGUGGUAGCGGUGACUAUCAAUUACCAUUCUGAAGUGCUUACUAUUUUCAUAACAUAAAGAACAUGUAAGUUAAAGUAAGCGUUAGCUUGAUUAAGGGGAAAAAAUAAAGUCCAGAAACAAAAAGGGGAUUCAGAACAUUAUGCCCAGUAUAAUACAGAGAUCAGGAAAAGUACACUAUAUCUGUGUGACUUGGUUGCCGUGGAAGUGGUAAAACUACGCAUUGGUCCUGAUCUGGGAGUCCUUAAUUCGGCAAAACUGCCACUAAGAUCAGUGAGAGUUUUGCCUGAUUAAAGUCAACUAUAUCCUUUAUAUGUUUAACAGGAACUUCUGUUAGGCUAGACCUGGGGGGAAAAUUACUGGUAAUAUGAUACUGGUUUAUGUACUGUUUUGCUGUUUAUAGAUCACUGGGCAUGAGUGAUGAUUUGAACUAAAUCCUUGUAGCUGCUGCUGGUGAGGCUAAGGUUUACUGUUUUGCUGUUUAUAGAUCACUGGGCAUGAGUGAUGAUUUGAACUAAAUCCUUGUAGCUGCUGCUGGUGAGGCUAAGGUUUAUUACCUAUGUAAAUUAUGUACAAACAGCUAUUUCCAUAUGAAUUGUACCAUGUUAGUUAGAGCAAAGAUAGUGAAUAACUGUACAAAGUUUGAUACUUAGAAAAUAAAAUACAGUGGUCUGAGCUUUACCAACAUUUUAACAAAACUGACAGAUUCAGUAGUAGCAAAUGUUGUUGUAAAUGUAUCUUAUCUAACUCUACAUUUCCCUUUGCCUCUGUAUAGCAAUAGCUUUGUUUAAUAUGUCAAAGCUCAAAAUGAAGCAUGUAAUAAAACUUUUGCUAGAAUCACUUUCAUAAUAAACGUAAAAUGGAAUACA
Molecule: messenger RNA, 11240 nt
Organism: Chelonia mydas (Green sea turtle)
Lineage: Eukaryota; Metazoa; Chordata; Testudines; Cheloniidae
Gene: SCUBE1
Product: signal peptide, CUB domain and EGF like domain containing 1
Exons: 23
Coding region: 69-3224 (1051 amino acids)
Biological process (GO): signal transduction
Cellular component (GO): cell surface
Molecular function (GO): calcium ion binding
Source: RefSeq, a predicted model, not a curated record